Sphaeroforma arctica JP610 is the source of this 728-nucleotide messenger RNA. RefSeq lists its product as hypothetical. The annotation marks the transcript as partial. The transcript has a single exon. The record is from RefSeq and is a predicted model, not a curated record. Lineage: Eukaryota; Ichthyosporea; Ichthyophonida.
CGAACACUGCGGUGAUCUUAUACAGCUCAGCGCAGGAAAUGGGCCCUUGAUUAAUGAUGAGCGUUGAAACUAACAAUGGACUCCGGGUCCCAGCGUAUCUGCGUUCGCGCAAGAGCAUUUCGGUACUGGCUGUGUGCAUGAUGUUAGUCUUGACCGUGUACUACAACCACACAUCAAUCAUUUCUAACGAGAGGGAAGCGUGUCAGAUACAUGGGAGUAGUCAAUUAGAUGGCAACACUGCACCAGGCACAUCCAACCUCGAGAAAGCAUGCAUCGAUAUAGCAGCGGACAGAGAGAGGAUUGAGAAUGACACCGCACAGUUGGACAGCAUCAGAGCUGAGUUGGAUGACCAACAGAACGUAUUGAACGCAGAGAGAGAAAUUCUGCAGACAGAGCGAGAAGAGUUGCAGGCUCAUUUUGAAACGCUUUCGGGGGUGGGCAGUGUUGAAAUAGUCGACAAUGAAUGGUACAUAUCAAGUGAGCGCAAUACUACAGUGGAUGCGCUGGCGGUCAACAGAAGUGCAGAGGGGUGGCAUCAGCUGUUGCAACAAAUAGGUGUAUGUGACUUCGACGAUCUGGCUGGACUGACACCCGAACACUGGGAUGGCGAUAUGUUAACCUUCAAGCCGCCAAACUGCAAGCUGAUGGUGUUCGAUAACAAAGAGGUGGUUGUAGGCCUACUGAAAAACAAGCACAUUUCAAUGGUGGGAGACAGCAUCGCCAGACAG